AUGGAGGAUUUCGAAAUUGCAGUUUGGAAAAGAAAAUGGAAAAACGAUUGUAUGGUGAGUGCCUGGAAAUCUAGAAACACACAAAAUCAAGUUCGCUCCACCGCACACAUAAUUUAAUUGUGUGUACUUCUCGAGGAAUUCGUUUAGGAGGCUCGUUAUAGAAGAUUUUUGUUGAAAAAACUGGAAAAUUAAAAAAAAAGGGAGCGGGUGGGAUCGAACCCUGGUUUUGCGAACAACACGCGCGAGUGUUAACCACUCGACCACGCGGCGGUUUUUUCUCGCCAGCAGAAAUUUCGCAUAUAAAAUGGGGUUUUUUGUUACAGAAUCACAGUCUGCGACUUGGUUUUGCUUAUUCUACACUAUGUCUCGCGUACAUUAUCAUGCUUCCAAUGUAAGUUCAAAUGCGCUCCAUUGAAAUAUCGAUUUUUUCAAGAUUACUUUCUGCAUGGUGUGAAAUGUAUUUGGAUAUUUAUCACGAUACAACAAAAUUUCCAUCAAUUCUCGUUUUUACGGUUUAUACAAUUAAUAUAACUCUGCUUUUGCAUACGGCUACCAAUUAUUUUAUUAGUUAUUUCGAUUAUUGUUCGACUUUUCUUAUCUAUAAUUGUUGUUACAUUGUGAGUUGAAUUUUUUGAAAAAAAGAGCAUUUCAAAAGCUUCAAAAUGAGCCCGAAAUCGUUUUUCAAAAAUUAAAUUUAGGCUCAUUUUGUAGCUCUCGAAAUUCUCCACAAAAUGAACCCAAAUUCAAAAAUUACUCACGGCGUUUCAGCAUUGGAUACUCAUUCAUUUCAUAAUAUCGGGUAUAGUAUUCUUAUACGAUCAUGAGAGAAAAGUUUGGCUAACUAACGAGGCUCGCACAAUUGUUCUCAUUAUUAUUGCAAUUUUUCAUUUAUGUCUAACCGCUUAUUCUGAUUGGUUUUUAGAGUGAGUUUUAAUUAAUUAAUUAAUUAAGAAAAAUCUCAAUUUUUCCAGCAAAUAUUGUGCUUCUUAA
Molecule: messenger RNA, 990 nt
Organism: Caenorhabditis angaria
Lineage: Eukaryota; Metazoa; Nematoda; Chromadorea; Rhabditida; Rhabditidae
Source: the annotation of a GenBank genome assembly